AUGCGACCCCCUCCACAAGUUUAUCGUGAUAUAAAGCACUCAGACGAGCCUCAAAACGCAGUUGCAAACGUAAAAGAUCUCUCCAGAGCUCCCAUCGGGCACGACGGCUCGGCUAUUGGUUGCUCAAGGGGUUCCCGGGAGCCGAAGAGCUCACCCUCCCGUCAGCAGCAUGCUUCUGGGGGCAAUGGGGCCCCUGAGUUAGUCUCUGGGGCUCGCCUCAGGCUAAAUCUGGAGUCUCUUUAUGCAGCCUCGAAUACCUUAAAGGACCGUAAUGGUAUUGGCCACCCAGGGCCACAGUGCCUUGGUGAGGGAAGGCGUUUGACUGCUAAUGAAGCAACCGCUAUGAGGGACUAUACACUACGCUUGCUGCAAUACAGCGAGUGGGAGGCUGAGAAGCACUCUACAAGCCUCGCCAAACAGCAGCGUCGGGGGCAUCUGACAGCCCGGGGAUCUGCAGUCGGGGCCUCCGGUAGCAGUACAGACCGCAACGAUGCACAUUUUAAGAGUGAAACGCCGCGUGCAGCACGCAGCCUUGUGAAGAGCCUCGUGCAUCAGCUGGAAGCUAGGAAGAUUCGCUGUGAAGCAGGGGGAACUGUGCGGCAUACAGGUCAUUUAGGGGGGCCCAUGACACACGUGCCAGUGUUCGCUGGGAAGGAAAAGGAAGAGGAUUCUGCAGGAAGCAGUAGUACAGGCCGCCCUUGGGCCCCUUUAGACUCCCCUAUACCAGAAGAAAAACAGACAAGUGCCUCGUGCAGCAACACAACGGGGAAAGUAAAUACAUUACAGCAGUGCAAUUCUGUAUCAGUCAAGGGGGAGCCGAAAGGGGGGCAAGGUGCCUCAGAGGAGCCAUGGCGUUUAGAGGCUCACCAGCUAGACGCUGCACUCCACAGAGGGACUCCUGAAAAGAUAGUGGGCUCCUAUUUGUUGGGACGGACAAUAGGAGAGGGAACAUUUGGAAAGGUAAAGGUAGGGACCCAUACGUUGACUGGAGAAUGUGUGGCGGUUAAAGUUUUGGAGAAGGACAAACUGAGGGCUGCAGAGGAUGCGGAGAGAGUUCUGAGGGAGAUUCAUAUCUUAAGGGCUGUCAGGCACCCCCACAUAAUCCAUCUCCUAGAGAUUGUUGAAACAGCUUCCCGCCUUUACCUCGUAAUGGAGCUGGCGAGUGGAGGGGAGCUCUUCGACUUCAUAGUGCAGCGGCAGCGGGUCGAUGAGCCGACAGCCCGCAGGCUCUUCAGGCAAAUCCUCUCGGGCGUCGAAGCCUUACACUCCAUGUUUAUCUGUCAUAGGGACCUGAAGCCUGAGAAUCUUUUACUGGACUCCUCGAUGAACAUCAAAAUAGUUGACUUCGGGCUUUCCAACUUGUACCGCCACAAACGAAUGCUUGUGACAGCAUGUGGCUCCCCAUCGUACGCUGCACCUGAAAUCGUACAGGGAAAACUCUAUUCCCCGCUAGCCGUCGACAUCUGGAGUUGUGGAGUUAUCCUCUACGCCCUGCUUGUAGGGCGUCUUCCCUUCGAGGAGAGCACCACUGAGGGCCUAUACCGGCGCAUCAUCAGUGGCCACUUUGGAUGCCCUAGCCACCUAAGCCCUGAGGCCUGCAGUCUUCUGCGGGGUAUUCUGCACACGAGUCCGCUCAAACGCCUCGGUCCACUUCAAAUUAAGCAGCAUCCCUGGCUAAGUGGUGGAGAAGGAUUUGGGCAGAUACCCCGAAGCCUUGCGUCCUCUCGUUGGCCAUUCGGUCCACCCGUGUGCUGCUUCGCCAGCUGCCGCGCCUGCUCGGAGUGGCUCCAGUCUUCAUCAGCCCAGCUCAGAAGGGAUAUCCUGGAACAAAUGCCGCGCUGUCAAUUCUCGGUGGAGGCUCUUGAAUGCCACAUUCGCUGCCAUCCUGUAGGAGCCCAUGCGGCAACGUACCACUUACUAUGUAUCAAGAAGAGGCGUGAAGAGGAUGCUGCAGCUUCUCAAGCAAAGCAGCAGCAAAAACAGUGCCUCGAAUGUCCAAGCCCUCAAAACGAGGCGCUUAGGUCGCCACGGGUCAAAUGCCCAAGCGUACAAGGUCCUGACCCUGCUGUGAAAAUGCGCAGUGAGGGUGCCUCAGUGGCACUGGCCAAGUUCGCACUGGAUUCUUCUUCGCAUAAGGCUUGUCAGAAGAGGACCGACGGCGUUGUUACCGCGUCUAGAGAGACUGCAAAACCUGCGAAUGCAAAAGAAAGAAGAAACGAGCCGUUCAAUUCACAAGAAUCGCUACAACGGCAGGUGGAUCAAACAAGAGUGCGCCGUCAAAUCCAGAGCAUUCGGCAACGGCCGGAGCGUCUCAUCUACAGCUGUGCACGACCUCGUUCAGCCACAGGUGGCCAAGCAACAGGAGGCAAAAUGCUAAAUCUUUCCGCUGCCCCAAGAGAGCCAGACCAUAGCAUGACCGCCGCAGCUUGGCAGAAACAACUUCCUGCUGUGCCCCAUGAGCACACAGCUGCCCGCGCACUGACACAAAGAGAGAAACGGCUUCCCUACGCAUCGCACUUACGCAGAUCCAUCCCACUGCCAUGUGAUAGCCUUGACGCCGUGGAGGACAACUUACUUAAUUCCAGUCAGGAAAAAGCACAAUUGCAAUCCAGUGCACUGCCUACAGAUGGAGGGCGCAGCCAGGACCAGAUGGAACUGCUUAGAGACUCGAUGCAUUCAGAGCUUGAAGCCACGCAACGCCUUCAAGAGCAAGAGUGUAUCCUUUCAGCUUUGCGAAAGCAACAGGCACCAACUGCCACGCAGAAGGACGUCUCAGUAAGGCAGAACAUUUUACAACGGGGGCAAGGAAAGCCUGUGCAAAUCAAGGGAGCACAAUCGAUGCAGCAUGAUCAAGUACAGCCUAGAGCGGACACUUUGCAGACAACGCAGCAACUGCUGCAUAACAUACUUGUGCGGCAGCACAAGCAGAUGCGCGAGGAGCACAUGCAACGCUUUGUAGGACGGCUUCCGAAUCAAUUACUAAAUGCAGAUCAGCCUGCGUGCUGGCCUUUGAUGACUCGAGGCUCCCUACCAGCUAGCACAGUUCCAAAACCUUCCCUAGAGAAGCAGAAGAGUUCUACGCGGAUGCUGAUGUCUCUGCUUUCCCCACGCUGCUCGGUUGAGCAUGCCAUCCUUCGUUCACAAGCAGAGUCACAAGGCGCAAGGGGGUCGUUAACAGCAGCGCCACUUACAGCAGUCCUAAGUCCCUCGAAAGCUGGAAUUUGCAGAGACAGCGCGGCUUGCUCAGGGAGAGGAAGCAGUGUCCGAGACCCCACUGGCCUCACUUCCACAACACAGAGGGACUCAACUUCGGGAUGUGCAGGUCCGGAAGCUCAAGCCAGGUGCUCCAGAGGUGGCAACCAGAAGCUUCCUCGCAGGGUGCCUGGGGGUUUAAUUCCAACAAAGCCAUCGACCAUGGUGACACAAACUCCAGGACGGCGAUUGCACACUGAGGAAAGAAUGCAGAACAGAGAGCUGAAUAAAACGGCUUCGCGAGCAACCCAUAUUCCGUCCUUAUCAUUAAGAGCGACAAAUAAGAGCAGCGGAACUAGCAGCGGAACUAGCAGCAACAACUCCGCUGGGAUUAGCAUCAGACUGAGCCACAAUAAAGGCUCAACAGUGAUUGGUCCGGAUGAUUCAAGCAAAACCGCGAAAUCACGUGAGUUUUGCAAUGACCUUGGCGCACAGACAAAACAAGAGCUCCAGCAGAGUGGGUUGCAGGUACAGGAGCAGCACAACACCUCGCGAGGGAGCAAACUUUCCUUUCCUUCUGGCGCGCCUAAGCCUCAGGCAUGUAUUGAAGCCUCCCAGGCAACAGUGAAGACUCCUUCCAUACCAACCAGCCGGAAGUCCUCUGUAAUAGCCUCAAGCUGCCAUCAUGCAAAGUCUACAAUCUCAGACAGCAGAGCUCGGCCCCUUGCACUGUCCCUAAGGACACAUCAAAGGCCGCCGGUCGAUAGCAACAGAGUAGCUGCAGCAGCAACAGCACGGGGAAAUUCACUGUUGCGUCGUUCAGUAUGUCCUCCUACUUUUACUGCGAAUGGGACCUCCCUUGAGUCACGGCCGAUCGGGGGCUCCUUGACUGCACGCAACACCUUCGAGAAAACUGACACAGCAGGUGCGAGGCCUGGAGCUGUUAGUGGUCACGGGGUGCCUUCUGGCAGUGCAAUGGGCAGCAAUCUGUCACGGCUUGACAGCCUGAGAGAACAAACCCACCCCGUUUCUCUAAGGCUCCUUGCAGUGGCAAAGGCCAAAGUUGGAGCAAGGAGAGCUGCGUCCAUUCAAGCACAAUUGUCCACAAGGAAACAGCCCUGCCGCAACAACGUUCUACCUGUGCAGUCACAUUCAAGGGCAUCUACCGCCGCCUCACAGGGGGGUGUCCGUGGCGCUAUUCACUCGGCUUCAAAAGGGGCAGCGUCUCCGCCUGUUGUGCAGCCCUCGCAGCAACGAUCAGAGACUGCUGACGGCAUGAUAUCCACGGGUCUCAGGACCCCAUACAAGCCAGACAAUAUCUCUACACCAGCAGCUCUAGGUCGGAUGUCCACAGCUAAAACGCCCCCUGUGGCGACUCGCAUUCCAGUCAGAGAUGCUUGGGUCGAUAUCAAUAGCUUGAGUGAGAGAAAAAACUUUGAAGAUUCGAGAAGCAUCCUACGCCGUAUUCCUUCUCGGCCUUCUGUUCAAGGCCAAGCGCCUCACAGUCAACCAGAUACAAGGAAGAGGCCCUCUGAAGGGGUUAUACAAGCAGCCGGUGUAAAUGUCAACAAAGACUUUAGGAGAGGCGGCUCCAACUUUACGUCUUCAAGCGCUGCAGAGGCACCAGGGCCCAGUAGUGAUUUACGUGCGGUGCCUUUGAUGUGUAUGAGAUCAUCGAUGCCACCUCUCCCAUUGAAUGAAGAACUAAAGCACAAGGCAGGGGCACCUUUUUGCAGUGCUGCAAGUGGCCUAGCCGAGAAUAUCUUGAGCUAUCGUCCCUUGGGGGCAUCACCUCCAGGGCUACUGCCGCACAGCGUUGUAAGCAAGAGCAAUACCACAGCCGCCGCUGCCUCCGAUCCUAUGCACGCCAGUAGACAGUUCUUGGACAUUGCAGCUGCCUUACACAUAAUAAUUGCAAGGAAAACAGCGGUAUUCACCCCUGAACAGCCACGCUGGAUUGCACCAGCAGCAUUAGGCAGACUAGUAUGUGGAGAGUGUUAA
Messenger RNA from Cyclospora cayetanensis, 5193 nucleotides. RefSeq lists its product as uncharacterized. NCBI's taxonomy places the organism in Eukaryota, Apicomplexa, Conoidasida, Eucoccidiorida, Eimeriidae. Gene Ontology annotation, biological process: protein phosphorylation; intracellular signal transduction. The record is from RefSeq and is a predicted model, not a curated record. Gene Ontology annotation, cellular component: cytoplasm. The coding region runs from base 1 to 5193 and encodes 1730 amino acids. The transcript has 9 exons. Gene Ontology annotation, molecular function: protein serine/threonine kinase activity; ATP binding.